Molecule: messenger RNA, 1235 nt
Organism: Molossus molossus (Pallas's mastiff bat)
Lineage: Eukaryota; Metazoa; Chordata; Mammalia; Chiroptera; Molossidae
Gene: UCK1
Product: uridine-cytidine kinase 1
Exons: 7
Coding region: 3-830 (275 amino acids)
Cellular component (GO): cytoplasm; cytosol
Molecular function (GO): ATP binding; kinase activity
Source: RefSeq, a predicted model, not a curated record
ACAUGGCUUCGCCUGGAGGCGACGAGGGCGCCGGCCCCGAGGCGGACAGGCCUCACCAGCGGCCCUUCCUGAUCGGGGUGAGCGGCGGCACCGCCAGCGGCAAGUCAACUGUGUGUGAGAAGAUCAUGGAGCUGCUGGGACAGAACGAAGUCGACCACCGGCAGCGGAAGUUGGUCAUCCUGAGCCAAGACCGGUUCUACAAGGUGCUGACCGCGGAGCAGAAGGCCAAGGCCCUGAAGGGACAGUACAAUUUCGACCACCCAGAUGCUUUUGAUAAUGAUUUGAUGCACAGGACACUGAAAAACAUCAUGGAGGGCAAAACUGUCGAGGUCCCAACCUAUGAUUUUGUGACUCACUCCAGGUUACCGGAGACCACGGUGGUAUACCCUGCAGACGUGGUCCUGUUUGAGGGCAUCUUGGUCUUCUACAGCCAGGAGAUCCGGGACAUGUUCCAUCUGCGCCUCUUUGUGGACACGGACUCGGACGUCAGGCUGUCGAGAAGAGUUCUCCGAGACGUGAACCGCGGGAGGGACCUGGAGCAGAUCCUGACCCAGUACACCACCUUCGUCAAGCCAGCCUUCGAGGAGUUCUGCCUGCCGACCAAGAAGUAUGCCGACGUGAUAAUCCCUCGCGGGGUUGACAACAUGGUUGCCAUCAACCUGAUUGUGCAGCACAUCCAGGACAUUCUGAACGGGGACAUCUGCAAGUGGCACCGUGCUGGGGCCAACGGGCGGAGCUACAAGAGGACGUUUUCUGAGCCGGGAGACCAUCCCGGGGUGCUGACCGCCGGCAAACGGUCACACCUGGAGUCCAGCAGCAGACCGCACUGAGGCGUGGCGCUGGGCCUCUCGGCAGGUCCCCUCAGGUGCCCACCUGCCCCCAAAACACACCUGCCACUUCUCCGCGUCUGGGACAGCCCAUGGUGUAAGGGUCAGGGCGACCUCAGCAGCAGGGACCCUGGACACAUGUCCCAGCUCUGUGAUGGGGUGAGGACAGUGACUGCACCUGCUUCCUUGGGGUGCGGGGAGUUGGACGCCUCCAGGCACUCAGCAGUGCCAGAUGGCCAGGUGGCAGCCUGGAUGCUCGUGCCCGGGCAGCACACAGGCUGUGUAGUUGGGGAGGACUGGAGAAACGGCCUGGACACGCUGCUGUCCAGUGUAUCGACCGUGAUCUCCCAGUGAGUUUUCUGGUGUGAUCUGGUCCUCACACACGUACAACUGACCCUUUGAAAUAUU